Messenger RNA from Daphnia carinata, 1393 nucleotides. RefSeq names its product monoglyceride lipase-like. NCBI's taxonomy places the organism in Eukaryota, Metazoa, Arthropoda, Branchiopoda, Diplostraca, Daphniidae. The transcript is spliced from 6 exons. Gene Ontology annotation, molecular function: lipase activity. The record is from RefSeq and is a predicted model, not a curated record. Gene Ontology annotation, cellular component: membrane. The coding region runs from base 215 to 1153 and encodes 312 amino acids.
AAGUCGAGAAAUAAAAAAGAAAAUAGAAUCGUGUUGUCGGUGCCGACAGCAGAACAAGGAAGACUCUUCCUCCUUUGCCUUUCCCUCGUCAACUUACGAGGUACAUGCAGAGAAGAGCCAGUCAGGCCAGACAGUCGUUAUCGGACCAUUACAGGUGGGAGACGUGUGCAGUCGUGGUUGCAUAGCCCGCCAGACCACUUGAAUUUUAUCCAAAAUGACUCAAGUCUCACCGACUGUCGGAAACGACCCCUCUGAAAUGGUGAACAAGAAAUCGACCAACGGAGGACAACAACAACACACGAAUCCGGUGCCGGAACAAUUGAGGAUCAAGUGCGGCAAGAAACUUCACUGCCGGUACUGGGAGCCGACCGUGUCGCCCAGGGGACUGGUGAUGUUGAUUCACGGACUGGCGGAACAUUUGGGCUGCUACGACGAAUUGGGAUGCAGAUUGGCGGCUGAGAAUUUCCUCGCAUUCGGACACGAUCACGUUGGACACGGAAUGAGCGAUGGGCACCGCGUUCACGUCGAAUCCAUUGACGAAUACGUCACGGACAUCCUGAAUCACAUUCAACUGAUGCGAGAAGAGCAUCCGCAAAUACCCAUCUUUGCCGUCGGGCAUUCCAUGGGCGGAAUGAUUCUUCUAUCAGCUGCUCUGAAAGAGCCAUCGGCUUUUGACGGUGUCGUCCUGAUGGGUCCGUUGAUUUUCAUCGAUCCGGCUUUAGCCUCGCCCGUCAAACUCUGGGCGGCCAGAUUGCUCAGCCGCGUGACUCCACAGCUAGCGGUGAGUUCUUUGGAUGUCGCAGACAUUACCAGCGAUGAAGCAGAACAGGAACUGAUCAAAAACGAUCCAUUGAUCUGGCAUGGCGGAGUCAAAUGCAAGUGGGCUACGGCUACUCACGAAUGCCUUGUCGAAAUUAAUAAGAAGCUUACGUCGAUGAAGGUGCCCUUCGCGGUCCUCCACGCCGAACAGGACAAACUCUGCAACGUACAAGGCUCUCAUGCGCUCUUUGAAAAAGCUCAAGUCAAAGACAAACAUCUGAAAGUUUAUCCGAAUGGACGUCACCACCUCUAUCGUGAAACUCAAAUCAUUCGCCAGGAAGUAUUGGACGACACAGUUUCAUGGAUCUGUCAGCGUGCUCCCAGUCGGACUUAAGUUUUUAAUUUUUCAAACUUUAUUCCCAUCAGCUUUUUUUUGCAGAAUUUUUUUUCGCAAAAAAAUGGGCUCUUUCCUAAUUCGCAAAAUAUUCCCUUCCUCCCACAUUCCGCUAUGUUUAUGCACAGAACGAAGAUAAGGGACAACAGAAAAAAUUCCAAAUAAUACUUUGUGUAUCAAAAAUUUUAAAAUUGGUUGUGGAUUUUUAAGAUUUUAGAAAAUAUGAGUGGAACGUUCGAA